AUGGGAACUGGCCGCCUCGUGUUCCACCUCCUCCUCCUCUCCAACGUGCUCCUCCAUGCCCUCCUCGCCACGCCCGCGGAGGGCCUUGUCCGCAUCGCGCUGAAGAAGCGACCAGUCGACGAGAACGGCGUCGUCCUCGUCGCUGGCCGCCUCACCGGAGAUGACGCCGAGGCAAAGGGCCACGUCGUGGCACUGAAGAACUACCACAACGCUCAGUACCACGGCGAGAUCGGCAUCGGAACGCCGCCGCAGAACUUCACCGUCAUCUUCGACACAGGCAGCUCCAACCUCUGGGUGCCCUCCUCCAAGUGCUUCCUCUCGAUUGCAUGCUACUUCCAUGCGAGCUACAAGGCCAAGCGGUCCAGCACGUACAAGAAGAAUGGAAAAAUAGUUGCAAUUCAGUAUGGAACUGGUGCAAUUUCUGGCUAUGUUAGCCAGGACAAUGUGCAAGUUGGUGAUGUAGUUGUGAAAAAUCAGGAUUUUAUUGAAGCUACCAGGGAACCAAGUAUUACUUUUAUGGUUGCAAAAUUUGAUGGCAUUUUUGGUCUUGGGUUUAAAGAAAUCUCGAAAGGUGAUGUUGUACCUGUCUGGUAUAACAUGGUUAGCCAAGGCCUAGUUAGUAGCCCUAUUUUCUCAUUGUGGUUGAACAGACAUGCCGGUGAAGGGCAAGGGGGGGAAAUUGUGUUUGGAGGAAUUGAUCCUAAUCAUCAUAACGGAGAUCAUACAUAUGUCCCUGUUACUAGGAAGGGAUACUGGCAGUUUGAUAUGGGUGAUGUCUUGAUUGGAGGAAAUUCCACAGGAUUAUGUGCGUCUCGCUGUGCAGCUAUAGCAGAUUCUGGAACUUCAUUGCUUUCUGGUCCCACGGCGAUAAUUACUCAAAUAAAUGAAAAGAUCGGUGCACCUGGGGUAGUCAGCCAAGAGUGCAAGGCCGUUGUUUCUCAGUAUGGGCAACGGAUCCUAGAUCUGCUGUUAAAGGAGAUGGAUCCAUCAAAAAUAUGCUCUUUAGUCGGUCUAUGUACUCCAGAUGGAACACAAGGUGUAAGGGCUGGUAGUCGAAGUGUGCUAGAUCAUGAAGGUGGGAGAUCAAAUGAUGUCAUGUGCCAUGCUUGUGAGAUGGCUGUUGUAUGGAUGACGAACCAACUUGCAAAGAAUCAAACUCAGGAUCUUAUUUUUAAGUACAUUAAUCAGGCAUGUUUCCUAGUAUAUCUUGUAACACCACUAUGUGACCGUAUUCCUAGCCCUAUGGGAGAAUCAUCUGUGGACUGCGGCAGACUUGCAUCCAUGCCUGACAUCGCUUUCUCCAUCGGGGGCAAACAGUUUGUGCUGACACCAGAGCAAUAUAUCCUGAAGAUCGGUGAGGGGGAUGCUACCCAGUGCAUCAGCGGAUUCACGGCCAUGGACAUUCCUCGUCCCCGUGGCCCUCUCUGGAUCCUGGGCGAUAUAUUCAUGGGAGCCUACCAUACCGUCUUCGACUAUGGCAACAUGAAGAUUGGGUUCGCGAAGGCGGCAUAG
This is a messenger RNA of Triticum turgidum subsp. durum (durum wheat), 1512 nucleotides long. NCBI's taxonomy places the organism in Eukaryota, Viridiplantae, Streptophyta, Magnoliopsida, Poales, Poaceae. The record is from the annotation of a GenBank genome assembly.